Nanorana parkeri is the source of this 2385-nucleotide messenger RNA. Its product is annotated as probable ATP-dependent RNA helicase DDX60. Bases 1 to 2385 code for a protein of 794 amino acids. The transcript is spliced from 21 exons. NCBI's taxonomy places the organism in Eukaryota, Metazoa, Chordata, Amphibia, Anura, Dicroglossidae. Gene Ontology annotation, molecular function: ATP binding; nucleic acid binding. The record is from RefSeq and is a predicted model, not a curated record. Gene Ontology annotation, cellular component: cytoplasm.
AUGAGUGUCUCGCAGUACACUAGACAUCUUCUCAUUGAUCAGCAUCGAGUUCAUGCGAGAGCGGACUUCUGCAAAAGGGACCCUGAGGGGCUUUCCAGCCCUGGCGAUCAUCUGCUUCGCAGCCAAAAAGAGGUGCUGGUGACAAUUCCACAAUGUUUGGAAAUUCUUCUGCUAUCUCCCCAUCGGCAGGAUUGGGUGAAAAAAAUCAAAUAUGUAAUAUUUGAUGAGGUACACUGCUUGGGAGGAGAAAUUGGCGCAGAAGUCUGGGAGCACCUACUAGUCAUGAUUCGCUGUCCAUUCUUGGCUUUAUCUGCCACAAUUAGUAACCCAGAGCACCUCACCGAGUGGCUUCGAUCGGUCAAAAAAUACUGGCAGCUAAAUAAUGAAAGGGAAUCUAGUCUUGUGACAAAUCCACCACAAAAGGAAAGACAGAAUAAACCGCUAAAACCAGAAAAGAAGUCAUACAGAGUUCGACUAGUCUGUUAUGACAGGAGAUAUAACGACUUGGAGACAAACAUUUGUUCUGUUAAAAAUUCCAAGGUUACAUUUGACCAUUAUCAUCCAUUUGCUGCCUUAACCAUAGAUCAUGUGAAGAACUAUGGAAUUCCAAAAGAUCUUACAUGUUCUCCUCGAGAAUGCAUACAGCUAUAUGACACCAUGGCGAAAGUAUGGCCAACCUCUGCAAAUAUGAAGUCUUUAGAUCCAGAAGAGGAUAUACACCUGAAGGACAAUAUAUUAAUUACCAAAGAUGAUGCAAAAAAAUAUCAAGAGGCCCUUAAGAGUGAAUUAGUUGACUGGAUUGAAAAAGGACAUUGUGCACAGGCUGCAGAGAAAAAGAAACAGACUCCUCAGGAUGAGAAAGAAAUUUCGAAACUACAAGAUAAAGCAGCCAAACUAGAAAAAAGCUUAGAGUCAGGCAUUGACAUGUUCGAUUCAAAACCUCCACAUGGAAUCACAAGGAAUCAGGAGUCUCAGAUCAUCAAACAGGCUAAUUACAAUAGUUUAAUGCAGAAAAUUAAGAAGCUCCAAGAAAUACCCCCAGACUGUACCUAUGCUGAUGAAAAGAGUGUGGAUAACAAGACCUUGGGAUUAUUGUAUAGAAGAAUGAAAUUCUCAAGUCAUGAUAGAUUUAAGACACUUAUAACGCUCUCUAAGAGAGGCAUUGGAUACCACCAUGCAACAGUUGAUGCUAAAGGAAGAAUUUUUGUGGAAAUGCUGUUCAGAAUGGGAUACAUGAAAGUUGUAACUGCUACUGGCUCACUUGCACUGGGAAUCAACAUGCCAUGUAAAUCUGUGGUUUUCCUGCAUGAUUCAGUUUACCUGGAUGCACUAAACUAUAGACAGAUGGCAGGUCGUGCUGGAAGACGAGGACUGGAUCUAGAGGGAAGUGUGUAUUUCUUCAACAUUCCAGUACCAAAAGUGAAAAAACUUAUGAAGUCCAAUGUUCCAGAGCUAAGAGGCCAGUUUCCUCUGAGCAUUUCUCUUGUACUAAGACUCAUGCUUCUGGCAGCCAAAGCAGAUGACAAAGAGGAUGCUAAAGCAAAAGUGUUAUCAGUUUUAAAGCAUUCCCUUAUGACGUUCAAACAUCCAAAUGAAGCACAAAUGUUAAAGCUUUACUGUAUAUUCUCACUGCAGUUCCUGCUAUCCAAGGAAUACCUGAAUCAAGACUGUAAUCCUACAGAAUUUACAGGACUUGUUACCCAUCUACAUUAUCAUGAGCCAUCCAAUUUUCUGUUUGUCACCUUCCUUGAAAAAGGCCUCUUUCAUCAGCUGUGUAAGCCACUACCUGGAGACCCAACAAAAUUUCCAGACUCUGUAAUGAAAACGUUGGUUCUGAUACUGGCAAAUUUAUUUGCAAGAUCAUAUUUACCACCAAGUAGGCGUUCACCUGAGGAUACAUUUCAUCAGUCAAGGAUCCAUCUAGAAGAGCUACCUAAAGACUUUGCUGAUGUUGUUAAGGAAUAUAACAAGGAUGUUGCAACAGUCUUUGGUCACUGCAUUCUUACAGCCUCCAAGCUGGCAGAUAUGGAGAAAGAAUAUCAGCUACCUCUCACACAAAUCGGCUUUUCAGGCAAGGAGUGCAUGGACUCAGGACUGGUGGAUCAUCUGAUGUCAAACUCAGAAGGAAGAAGUGGCAUAUCCCCAUUUGCAUGUCUGUCUGGAAAUACAGAUCAUGACUUGAUGAAAAUGACAAACAUAAGCAGUCUCAUGUUGCAAACAGUUCAAAUACCUACAAAGUAUAUUCCUUUAUUCCAUCUGACGGCAAAAGACAUUUGUGGAAGAAAAACCUUUCUUAACUCCUACGCUUUCGAUUUUUACAAACAUGGAUCCUUAACAGUCCUUCACAAUAACAAUGGGUAUGCACUUGUCCAAAAUGCACUGUAA